AUGGUAUUAUUAGUCUUAACUGACCGUAUUAGAGGCGCAGUUCGUCAAGCUUUACAAUCCCCAGAUUUUGAUGAAUCGGCUAAACGAAGAUUAAAAUCUUAUCUUACCAGUUCUUCUUGUAUUCCUCUUGACCUCAUGAAAGAGGUAUCAAAAUUCCUAACUAAUCGCGAUGGAAAACUUGGAAAAGAAAUUGGUCUUUCAGAAUUCUGGUUACAUGAAUUACUUAAUGAAAGUGGAGUUUACGUGGAGCCACGAAAAAAAGAAACAAAGGAUCCCGAAUUACUUGCUAGAUUAGAAUCUAUUCUAGCUGAUCAAGCAAAUAAAGAAUAUGCUCGUAUGGUUGGAAAGGUUGCAUCUUCUUAUGAUGUUGAAACUUUUAAAAUUCUUGAUACUGAAGAAUUUCAAAGUGUUCGAGGUCAACUUACUGCAAUAAUUAAUAUCACGUUUACGAUUGUGGCGGUAUUUGCGGCGGUUUAUCAUGUAGCACAGAAUAUUACUGGUGAUACGGGAAUGCGCGUGUUACUCGCAUUGGCCGGAAGUGCUAUCAUCGGUGUAGCAGAAACAUUCUUGUACAUGCGAUACUUAACUGGUUAUGAUAAAAAACCAGAAAAAAAGGAACAUAAGAAACGUAGAAGAUCAUCAGCCGCUAAUGUUACUAUUAAUAAUAAUAAAGUUUCCGCCGCCAAGUUUUAUUAUUCUACACCGAGAUCAAAAUCCCUAUAA
This is a messenger RNA of Diversispora eburnea, 723 nucleotides long. The record is from the annotation of a GenBank genome assembly. Lineage: Eukaryota; Fungi; Glomeromycota; Glomeromycetes; Diversisporales; Diversisporaceae.